CCGCCCUCGACGUCGGCGCCAGCAUCACCUGCAGACCAAGCUUCCCCGCCGCUGCUGACGCCGCCGGCUUCCAAGCCCCAACCGCGUCCCCAGCACACCUCCCGCAAGCCGGGCGCCAGAGAGUCUCUACUGCCUCCCCAGCACACGCCUGCCUCCGGCAAGCCGGGCGCCAGGGAGUCUCCACCGCCUCCCCAACACACCUCCAAGGCGCCUGCCUCUCGCAAGCCGGACCAUCUCCUCUGGCGCCCGAAGAAGGAGUCUCCUCUUUCAGCGGGCCGUCGCUACCCCUUCAUCGCCGCCGGUGCGCACGGCUACCCCUUCGUUGGAGUCGGACCCGGCUACCGCGCGAGACAGGAGCGCAACGCUGGGCACCCCAUCGUCAUCGGACCCAGCUUCCGCGUGCAGGAGCGCCACUCCACCCAACGCUUCCUCCUCCUCCUCCACUGGAGCAAUGCACAUUCCGAGCAGUGGUGGAAGCACAGCUUCAAGCGCUUCGACGAAAUCUUUCGUAAGUCUAUUCCCAAAUCCUCGGAAGGAUGAUGACAAGCUGCGCAACAAACUGUUUGAGUUCCUCAACAAUUUUACUGUUGGUUCAUCGAAAUCUCCCUACUACAAGGCUCAAAUUUCCUCAAUGAAAAUUGAAGACAACAUAAAGAUGGGAAUAAAUUUUCAGCACCUUCUUGAAUAUGACAGAGAAUUGGCAAUUGCACUAUGCAAUAAGCAAGAGAGGGUGCGCCAAUUUGUUCAUCCAGUCGUGUGCAAAUUCCUGUUUGAUGAAAAGCUUGUGGAUGACAAAGAACAACUUGUGAGGAAGUUACAGGUUAACUUUUUCUCCAUGCCCAAAAGCAUAAAGAAAGUUUCUGAAUUCAUGACCGAAGGCGGAGGAACACUAGCUACAUCUGUGACCUUAGCAGGCUCUAUCACUGGGUCUGUAGCUCUUGAUGCUGGAAUCAUGAUUGUGCAGAGAUCUGCUGCAGAGCUGUUCCGUGCCCAUAAAGAAGGUCUUACAUGGGAUGAGGAUUUUGACACUACAGAUAUGCUGGUGGUUAAUGAUGAUGAAAUCAGAAUUACAAUGACACCGGUUCCAGGAAAGCCUGCCCAGCAAGCACAUGAUUUGCACAAGCUUGGCUCAAUUUUCAUGCCAAAGUUCAUCCAUAAUGGUAAAAUGGCUUUGUAUUUCUCAGUGUUGGCUAAAGAUCUGAGAAACACCAGUGAGGGUGAGGUGACGGAAGAUUGGUACAGAGAGUACAUUAUAGGACAUACAACAUUAAGGCCGUCAAUAGUUCGGUACAACUUGAUUGACAGGGUACACCAGGCGUGUGAGAAAUUCUGUGUCGCCAACUCUGCAAUAUAUACCUUCUUGAAAGAAUCACAUCCUUUCUAUGAGGACUGGAGGACACGUAUUCCUAGUGACUCAAGUGAUGCCUUCUACAAGGUCUAUUGGUUUCGAAUCCAGCCAACAGCAGGUGUUCACAAUCUCGCCAUCAAUUCUGACUCUCUCAAGCUGGUGGAGCUUGUGCACCUGGCUGGCUUACGGCAGCUCACCAUCGUGGCACCGGUGCUCAAAGAGUUAACCGUGUUGAGUUGCUUCUUGUGUAAUUAGACUCGACAACUGGUUGCAAAUAUCGCGGUUCCUCAGCUGGAAUCGCUCAAGUGGGUGGAUGCAUAUGAUCCAAGCUCCAUGCAUCUUCGCAAGAUGGAGAAUCUCAAAUCGCUCAGCACUAUUCUUCUUGGAUAUGGACCAGAGGGCUUUACACUAGAUCCUGGGUGUCUAAUGCUCAUGUCGUGUGUUAAGGUCAUCCAAUCUAUUACUCUCAGACUAAGUUGUCCGCAGGUGAGUUCGCUCCAGCUCUUAUUUCAAUUGUCAUUGCGCAUAUUAUGUGACUUAGAACGAACAUAUUUGAGAAGGACGGGAUUAUCCAUCCAACUGUCCUGUGUCUAUAUGGCAUGGCAGACGAAAUUGAGUCACUGCUAUUAAUAAAGUAACUGAGGCAAACUGAAUUC
Molecule: messenger RNA, 2004 nt
Organism: Panicum virgatum (switchgrass)
Lineage: Eukaryota; Viridiplantae; Streptophyta; Magnoliopsida; Poales; Poaceae
Exons: 4
Coding region: 452-1603 (383 amino acids)
Source: RefSeq, a predicted model, not a curated record